Messenger RNA from Neogale vison (American mink), 7473 nucleotides. It is a transcript of the gene GFOD1, whose product is annotated as glucose-fructose oxidoreductase domain containing 1. The record is from RefSeq and is a predicted model, not a curated record. Gene Ontology annotation, molecular function: nucleotide binding. The transcript has 2 exons. Lineage: Eukaryota; Metazoa; Chordata; Mammalia; Carnivora; Mustelidae. The coding region runs from base 179 to 1351 and encodes 390 amino acids.
CCGUUCUGAGGCGCUUCGCCCGCAGCUCGGUGCGCUCUCGGCACCCGGGCGCCUUGCCCGGGGCACGGGCGGCUGGCGCACCUCGGCGAGCCGGGCGCAGGACUGGCUAGAGGGGUGUGUGUGAGCGCGUUGGAUUGGAGAUCUGAGCUAAAGCAGAACCCGGCGGACCAGAGCAGCCAUGCUUCCCGGGGUGGGCGUGUUCGGCACCAGCCUCACGGCCCGUGUCAUCAUCCCGCUGCUGAAAGAUGAGGGCUUCGCUGUGAAGGCGCUGUGGGGCCGCACGCAAGAGGAAGCGGAGGAGCUGGCCAAGGAGAUGAGCGUCCCCUUCUACACCAGCCGCAUUGACGAGGUGCUGCUGCAUCAGGACGUGGACUUGGUGUGCAUCAACCUGCCGCCGCCCCUCACCAGGCAGAUCGCUGUCAAAACCCUGGGCAUCGGCAAGAACGUCAUCUGCGACCGCACGGCCACGCCGCUGGACGCCUUCCGCAUGAUGUCGGCCGCGCACUACUACCCCAAGCUCAUGAGCAUCAUGGGCAACGUGCUGCGCUUCCUGCCGGCCUUCGUGCGCAUGAAGCAGCUCAUCGAGGAGGGCUACGUGGGCGAGCUGCUGGUGUGCGAGGUGCAGGUGCACAGCGGCAGCCUGCUGGGCAAGAAGUACAACUGGAGCUGCGACGACCUGAUGGGCGGCGGCGGCCUGCACUCGGUGGGCACCUACAUCAUCGACCUGCUCACCUUCCUCACCGGCCAGAAGGCCGUCAAGGUCCACGGGCUGCUCAAGACCUUCGUGAAGCAGACCGACCACAUCAAGGGCAUCCGCCAGAUCACCAGCGACGACUUCUGCACCUUCCAGAUGGUGCUAGAGGGCGGCGUGUGCUGCACCGUCACCCUCAACUUCAACGUGCCCGGCGAGUUCAAGCAGGACGUGACCGUGGUGGGCUCGGCCGGGCGCCUGUUGGCGGCGGGCACGGACCUGUACGGGCAGCGCAACAGCGCGGCGGAGCAGGAGCUGCUGCUGCAGGACGCCACGCCCGUCAGCAACUCCCUGCUGCCCGAGAAGGCCUUCAGCGACAUCCCGGCGCCCUACCUGCGUGGCACCAUCAAGAUGAUGCAGGCGGUGCGCCAGGCCUUCCAGGACCAGGACGACCGGCGCACGUGGGACGGGCGGCCGCUCACCAUGGCCGCCACCUUCGAUGACUGCCUGUACGCCCUGUGCGUGGUGGACACCAUCAAGCGGUCCAGCCAGACGGGCGAGUGGCAGAACAUUGCCAUCAUGACCGAGGAGCCCGAGCUGAGCCCCGCCUACCUGAUCAGCGAGGCCAUGCGCCGCAGCCGGAUGUCCCUGUACUGUUAGCCCAGGACUGGGGACUUAGGCGGACGCAGGUCUUGGGCGUGGAGCCCGGAGUGGGGGAAGGAAGGCGAGGGGCGCGGGCAGAGGUGGCCUCGAGGAGUGCAGGGCGGGAAGGUGGCGGGGGUCAGUGUGAGUAAGUGGCAUUGAGGGGGGUGAACCCCCAGCCCGGGUGAGGGGUACCGAAGAAGACUGCUGGCGGGCUGAGCCAAUAGUGGCCAGGAGUAUUAGGGGCGUGGGGUGUGGGGGCUGCUAUUCCUGACAUCAUGCCUGCCGGGCCAUUCAUAAAGGGGGAGGAGGCUUAGCAGCUUCCUUUGCCCUUGACCAUGAGAAGCAGAGAGGGGGUGCUUUCCUCCUCAGCUCAUCUACCCCUUCACCUUGGCCUCCUUGGCGAGCCACAUGCUCCUGCCAUCCAGUGGCAAGGUCAGCCCCAGCGGGCUUCCACCCGCCCCCCCCAAGUCCCCAUCUGUCUGCAGAAGCCUGUUAGUCUGGGGAGAAGUAGGGGUGCAGCGGGCUAAUGAGAACCUUCAAAUUCCAGGAAGCCACUUAAAAUGUCUGGAGGAAAGAGCACUUGGUAGCAAAGCCAACAGCGAUCUUGAUUGAUUGGUGUUGCUCAUAGGAAGCAGAAGGGAGUGUCUUCCUCAUUGGUUCAUUGCCCUUGGCCUGGCCUGAGAUGGGGUAAGGGAGGGCCCGGAACAGCAAGUGAGCCAGAAGGAGAGCACCAGAGCACACAGGGCCUGGAGACAGAGGAGGCAGAGAAUACGAUAGCUCUGUGGGUUUGUCAACAAUUAGAAAAUUGUAAGGAGCCACCUUAUACCGCUACUUUGGCUGCGGUAGAACUGGGUGUAGGGGGAUAUGCUACUGAAAUGUCCUUCCACCGGGCUCUCUGGCAGGGUCAAAGGCACGGCAGGAGUGGGUUUGACCACAGAUUCCCAUCCUGGGGCCUCCGGGGCUGCAGUGGGUUCACCCAGCUUUGUGGAUUCAAAAGGGAAGACUUCAGUUCCAUGCAGAUAAUAAUCUUCCCUGGGUUGGGGGAGGGGGAAAGUCAAGGCUAUUUUCCUUAGCUUUGACCUUUGCUUUCAAGAUGCUGACACAUGCAAGUUUUUGAAUCGGUAUUAAAAAAAGACCAACCAGGCACAUAAUGCUCAGUGUUUCUAAAACGGGGUUUUAGAGCCCUCUGGGGUGUAUCUUCAGGUAGGACUGUGAAGGUUCAUGUUGGAAAAAAAAUGUAUUCUUCCUUUCCUUGGUCUCUGUUUCUCUCUCGUCUUCUUACUCUCUGCUUCCAGAGCUUUUACUGGAAAUGGUAGACGGCUUGGAGUGUUCCAAAGGGAACAACUGAAGUUACACAGACACGCACACACACACACACACACACACGUGCACACACGCACCACCACCACCACAUGUCCCUGAAACCAUGCUUAAAAAUGCAGACCUUUCUCGAAAGAAACACCCCAUUUGGAAAUGGGGGAUUCAUCUUAUCUUAAUUUUUCAUCCCCCAUUGGACACUUGUCAGGCUUGGAUGCCAAGACCAUUACUUGCAAAUCUACGUGGCUUUUGUUUGCAGGUCACAGAAAUCCAACAGUUGUCUCUUGCACAGAGCUGAGGUGUAGACAUCUCUUCAGCGGGUGGGUGGUAGAACUGCAAAGGAAUUUAAGGGGUGGUGAGGGCCCUCCACUCCCACCCCAGGCUCCAAGGAGGCAGAAUCUGAAAAUGAACAGAGUAGUCCUUUGUAUCCUUUGCCCUCCUCCCAGGGUCUAUACACUGUAUCACCCCGGGUGGGCGUGUCCAAAUGUGUUGGUCAUUUUCCAGCAGGAGGGGGAAGGCUUGCCUUCCUGGAAAGAGUCACCCUGCUUCCGGGGCCAACUGCAACCUGGCUGGGUUAGUCAGCUGACACUCUCUGGGGUACGUGGCGGUCCCUGACAUCACGACUUUGUAGCUUUUGCAGCUGUCAGUUCAAAGCUAGAGAUUUUAGGAGAACAAACGAGUCCCAGUCAUAGUUUGAGCAGAGAGAGGGCCGUGUGGUAGACUAUUGGAGUUCAAGUUCUCCUAAAUCGCCCUCUGGAUAAAUUACUUUUGUAGACACUGCCUGGAAAAAAAAAAAUUUUUUUUUCUAUCUGGCCGGAAAGGACGAAGGGAGAAGAAACUAGAUGACUCUAUGGGUCUCAUUUUCCUAAGUCGUUUCUAAUGUAAGUAGAGCUAUUCCAAGGGUUUCCAUUUUAUGUUUCUGUACUUAACCAAAAGACUCGGGAAGUUUUUUUGUAUUUUUGUUUAUUUGUUUUUUCCCCAAAGGCUUCUGAGUUCUGUGAUAAAUAUUCAGUGUCUAAAACAAAAAAUUCUCAUUUGGGGCUAGGGUAUAUAGAAAGAAAAUACAUAUUCUUUAAAAGAAGCAUGAAUAAUAUUUUAGUAAGUACUCACAUUUUAUCUACUGAAAUGCAUGUCGUAGGUAGAUGAAGGAAGGAGAGGAAGAAAAGACCUAAGUAGUUCAUUUUUAAAUGUGAAAAUUCUAGAAAAUGAAUUUAUGAUCCUUCUUUUAUGCUCCUUUUCGCCCCUGUAUUACCACUUGCAAAAGCCUUGAUUGGGAGUCACAACGGGAAGCUGAGAAGUCAGGCAUUCGCCUAAGCCUCCCUCCUAGCACACUCGGGACUGGGUACCAUCAGGCGGCUGUGACGCAGCAUGGGGCCCCAGUAGCAAUCCAGCCCCUUUCUGCUCUGAUGAUGGUGUUUCAAAGAUCCCUUGUAAGGCAGGCACCAUUUUAGGGUCUUCAAGUUUAGUCCCUGUUGCUUGAUCUGUUCCCUUCAUCCCACCAGAGAUGCCUCUGGUCUUGGAAAUAUGGGCUCACUCCACUGGCUGCCUGUGCUACUAGUUGAGAGAGGAUGGGGUUCAGUGGUCCUUACCUGGUAUUCACAAGUGUUUCGAAUGCUCUGGGCUUCCUUGGAAAAUUUGGAUUCUCUUGAGUGUCCUUGAGUCCAUGACCACUGUCCGCUCUUGUGUGACUUCUUCUCUCAAUGGAAGGGACAAUGCCAGGUGCCACAUAUGCUCCCUCCCUGCCUGGUGGCAAUUACCUGUGUAAUUGAACUCUAGGGACAGUCUUGGCUGACUCUGCUCCAAGACAAGCUUCUCCCAGACUCCUUCUGCAUCAGCAGAGAGCCAUCCAAGCUCGUUCUGUGCACCGUUUCUCCACCAUCCCCUGUGUGCAGGGUAUUUUAGGUAAAUCAUCUCAUUGAAUUCCCCCCCCAAACCCCCUAUGGUAUUGGGUGUUGUUCUCCCCACGAUAUGCAUGAGAAAAUCGAGGCUCUUUUGGGAAGGGUAGCUUGCCCACAAUCACACAAGCAUUAAGCAGAAGUGGAGUCCCCUGGAUCCAAAACUUUUCUUCUCCAAACCAUGCUGCCUCCCAAGAAGAAAGGUUGGUACCUCUCCUGUUCUCGCCAGGCAGCGAGCGCUCCUCGUUGAACAGGAGUGGGGGCUCUUCUCACGUCCUGCGGAGACUCCCGGGACUCAGGCUGAAGGUGACCUGCACAGGGCUCCCCCGCCGACGGUGGUCCACACCCCCCCUGGGGAGCAGGAUGCCACCUUUGACGCUGUGCCAGAAGGUUCCUUACAGAGCUGCAAAUAGAAGCAGUCGAUUUUUCUUUCCCUUCCAAAAUGGAACUGGCACUUGGCUUCUUUUAAAAUCGACUUCCUAAGUUGAUUCUGAUUGGAGGUGAUGUGGCAAACCGCAGUUGGGACCUUUCAGGACGUCAUUGGCCCGCUAUUAUCGGUGGCCUUGGGUUUUUCUCUGGGUGGUCUAAUAAUAGGAAAAUGUCUUCUCAGGGAGUGGGGCUUCUAGAGUUCGUUUGUGACUCUGAUUUAUCUGGCCUUUGUAUUCAUACCUCUACACUCUCGACUUUGUUUCUCUUGUCUCCUAGCCCAGCUGUGGAGUUUGAGCUGGGGCAUAGAGUUUGUCUCCGAUGGCAUUGCUUUUCUUCCAGUGGGAGUGGGGGGAGAUUUAAGCAUGCUGGGCAGAGAGGAAACAUCCUGGGAAGGAAGCAGGCCUGGUGACAUCCAAAGGGACUGCAGAGCCCCGGGUCUUCACAUCCUUGAUUAGUCCAGAGAGGUUAAGUGAUAGCAGAGGUCACACUGCUUCCGCGAGGCAGAACCAGGACUCGAAGCCCCGCUUGCACGUCCCACCCCACCAUACACGGCACUCUCAGAGCUCUCUGAUGGGGACAGGGAGGCGGAGAGGUGCAGGAACCCGUCUGAGGUCCUGUGAGUAGUUGGAAGAGUCGAGAUUAGGACUCAGACCUGCAAACAACCAUAUUCCCUGAGCUACUGUGGCUGAAUCUUUUUUUUUUUUUUUUAAGCAACUCAGUUAUGUCUUGAAUAUACUCAGAAACUAGCUGUUUUAAAUUCCCCAUUGUGUCCCACGUGAACAGUUAUCUGUAGUUUGUAUUAUAUUUGGCAAGGAUGGGGGACACACAUCUUGAUGUCCCCUCUUCGGGAUUUCCUGGGGCCAGCUCUGCUAAGGUAGCCCCCCUGCCCUGCCCACUCCUAUCCGAGAUGCAGAUCCAGCCCUUGGUGGCCAAGGACACGUGCUUCACCUGGUGCCUCCUUCCUUUGGCCAUCAAAACCCCGAAGUUUCCAGAGCAUGACAGUGAGGAGCUCUUUAAAAAGAAUCUAUCAGAGCCCCACAUUUCAGGUUUCUUUUGGGGACAGGGAGGAGGGCAAUGACAGGACAGCUGUGUGUGUCUGCAGUGUGGCAUCUGUCCUGACCAGUAGACGGCACACCCACCAGGCCUACCCCAACCUAGGCAGAGAAGCAGGCCAACGGCAGUCCUCUGAGUCUCAGGGAACAAGCCUGACCGAGUCAGCCUCCCAGAACCUCCCACAAGAGGAGCGAAGGCUUCCUGUGCUGCUGUUUCACUGUCGUAUCUGAGCGACCAUAUCCAUUAGCUGUGGAAGGCGGUGGCCGACUGGCCUUUCUCUUCCCCGUGUCCCAGUCCCUAUCUGCUGGAGCCCUUGAGAGGGCCACCGAAGCGACUAGCUCUGUUGGGCCACUGAAGGGUUGCAUUACUGAAUAGUCUCAAAUCUGUUGUAUUCUUUUUUCUUUUGUUGAAACCAGCAGUGAGUAAUGACAAGACCGCAUCCUUUGCAACAGAUCUACGCAAAGUGCAGCAUCCAAAGCUCACCUGGGCUGGUGGGGGCCGGGCCUGCAGAGUUACCCUGGGGUCCGGCUGUCUCUCUCAUCCUCUGUCCCCAUCUCUGCCGUCCACUGCAGCUGCCACAAGGGCUAAGUGGUUGAAUGAGCCCCAUGACUUCUCCUUACAAGCGUCAUGACUUACUUGUGAGUCUAAUCCCAGGUUAAGCAACAAAACAAAAGCGAGUGACCUGACCAGCUCCUUUGCUCCCCCCCCUCCUUCAGGCAUCCAAACAUAUCUAUACAUAGGUAGUAUUGUGCCCUGUGCCUUGCCCAGGGGAGGGAGAAGUUUCUAGAGAUUGUGGCUUUCCGUUGGCUGCCUGGUGCUUUUACAGUACUUAAACUUCUUUUUUUCUUUUUUUUAACCAAAAUUACAUUUGUUUGGUUGUCAUUGUUGAGUAUGUAUUUAUUGUGUUUCACAAACUUGAGUAUAUAUAUGUAUGUAUAUGUAUAAAACCAAACUUAUAUAUAAAAAGUCAAGGCAUGUAUACUAGAUAUUUUAAAGAGUUAUUUAUCAAAGGAAAAAGAUGUGUGUUAUAAAGUAAAGAGUCUAUAUUUUAUAUAUAAUGUAGAUAGCAAAAAAAUAGCUUAUAAAUUAUAGAAGGUUUUGGUUUUCUUUUUUUAUUAUUAUUCAAGCAAAAAAAAAAAAAGAAAGAAAAAGAAAAGAAAAAAAAGGACAAUGAAUACAACUGUUUUUUAGUGUUUCUAAGGCCAAACCUACUGUGGGAUAUGACCUUCCCUACUGGGCCCUUGGGCCACGCAGUCUGAGCUCCAGACCCAGGAGCAGAUGCCUGCUGUUACCUCUGCGGUGCUCAGGGGACUGUGCUUAGUUGGCUUCGUUCAGCCGGCUGACCCGUGCCACCUUGCACGUGGCCUUUUGCUGCCCUCUCCAAUUUGUCUUGGUGGGAUAAAGACGUGAAAGUAGCAAAUAAAGAUGGAAGAGAAGAGACAA